This is a messenger RNA of Parathielavia appendiculata, 339 nucleotides long. RefSeq lists its product as uncharacterized. The transcript has 2 exons. Lineage: Eukaryota; Fungi; Ascomycota; Sordariomycetes; Sordariales; Chaetomiaceae. The record is from RefSeq and is a predicted model, not a curated record. The coding region runs from base 1 to 339 and encodes 112 amino acids.
AUGGGCCUGGGUGCGUCCUACAGCUUGGACAAGGAUGGUCAUUGGGUUGCUUUGCCGCACAAUUCAUAUGGGCGUGCGGAUUUGUUGAACGUUGGCUCCAACGACUUCGACCACCCAGAUCCAGUAUUCAUCUUCGUCGGGGUUCAGACAUCAGGCACCAAGGAGUGGUCACCUAUUCGGAUAAAACCGCUUCCGCUGCGCAAGGACGCACACGGAGAAUUUCAGCCGCUCGAGGAGAUCAACAUACCGUAUGUGCAGGGCGACAUCGACCAGACUGAGAUCGUGUGCGAUCCCUGGGGUAGCGUUGGUAGGACAAUGCGGCGAGGUGGGAGGCUGUGA